CCUAAAGACCCAAUUUGGGAUCCACCAUUGUGGAUGCCCUUAGAAGUUAAACCAGUGGAAUAUGUUCACAUAUCAGAGAUCAAAGAAGACGAUAUCUUCGGUACAAUUGUCGCAGAGAACACUGUUGCAGUCAACCACGACCACUUCGUGACAUUCCGUCUUGAUCUUGACAUUGGUAAGGAUUCAUUUGUCCGUACCAAACUUAUGACCAAGAGGACUCCAAGAUCUGUCAGCACACCCAGAAAAAGCCAUUGGACAACAAAGCGAAAGAUUGCAAAGACCGAGGCAGAGGCUCGAGUGAAACUAGGACUGAGUCCGGAGGAAUUGAUGGUUGUUAACCCUAACCGGAGAACGAAGCAUGGUAAUGAGGUUGGAUACUGUUUACUUCCUGGGCCAUUUUCAGGCCCACUUCUAACCGAAGAUGUUACCCACAGAUUCGGGCAGCGUUUACUAACUACAACAUAUGGAUCACUCCCUAUAACAAGUCGGAGGUUUGGGCUAGCGGUUUGUACGCUGAUCGUAGCCAAGGCGACGACACGUUGGCAGUAUGGUCCCAAAGUGAUGUGGCACACCAUCGGAUUCCACCAUGUCCCAAGCCAAGAAGAUUUUCCGACGAUGCCUACUUUAUCCUGUAGCUUUGAACUCCGACCGACCAACUUUUUCGAACAAAAUCCUGUCCUCAAAAGCAAAUCCGUCAAGAUAACCUCUGCUAAAAACUGCAGUCCCAAAAAUGAUUAA
Messenger RNA from Eruca vesicaria subsp. sativa (arugula), 738 nucleotides. The record is from the annotation of a GenBank genome assembly. Lineage: Eukaryota; Viridiplantae; Streptophyta; Magnoliopsida; Brassicales; Brassicaceae.